Messenger RNA from Fimicolochytrium jonesii, 1149 nucleotides. RefSeq lists its product as uncharacterized. Bases 66 to 863 code for a protein of 265 amino acids. The transcript is spliced from 4 exons. Gene Ontology annotation, biological process: lipid homeostasis. The record is from RefSeq and is a predicted model, not a curated record. Gene Ontology annotation, cellular component: membrane. NCBI's taxonomy places the organism in Eukaryota, Fungi, Chytridiomycota, Chytridiomycetes, Spizellomycetales, Powellomycetaceae.
CUUGGAAACAAACCAAGAGCCCAACUACGUACAUACAGUAUAUUCCCGUCGGGCUUGCAUCUGCAAUGGACCUACGUACGGUCGACCGAACCCUGGCCAGAGUUCAGCAGGUCUCUGGCCUUGCUUUCUCUUCUUUCUCUGCCUUGCAUCUUGGUGGACAUUUAUUAGCCAGCUUCAGCUUUUCCCUUGCCGAUACAGCCUUAUUUGCGUCCCGAGUCUUCUACCAGAACCCUGUUGUCGAGCCGCUCGUAGUUGGUGCGUCACUAGUAGUCCACAUUGGAAGCAGCUUAGCAAGGGUCGUCAUUCGCACGAGGAACAUCAAAAAACUCAAUUCGCGCCUCGAGAAGGAUAAGCUGGAGAAUAGCGCGGAGAAGAUGGAGCGGACAAACGCAGCUGAAGAAGUUGUGAAAAAACCCGCACAGACAGCAGCACAACGGGAAUUGCAGUUCCAUCGCCUGAGCGGCUAUGUCCUUACCGCAUUGGUGGGCGUCCACGUUCUGGCGACACGAAUUACCCCUUUGAAAGUCUUGCCCGACACGUCCAUCAUCGAUUUGACUUUUGUAACCCAUUCACUCCGGGCCGACUGGACCGCUCCCUUGUUCUAUCCAUAUUACAUCAUAUUGGGAACAGCUGGGAUCUAUCACACGGCCUUCGGUAUCCAGCAAGCUCUCUCGAGCAUGAAGUUGAUGCGAAAACGAGUCAACCCUGGAACCUGGACAACUGCUCUGCUUGUUUCGGCAGGGAUUAUGACACUUGCCAUCCUCGGGAUUGCGGGCAUUUUCGAGGAUGUGCCGAUUCCUUUGGCUUCGAAGUGGCACGAUUUGACUGAAGUGAUGCCUCUUGUGGCAAUGGGGAAAUUGUAGGGCCUUAGUAUGACACGAACAACGGCAGGACUCCUCGUGACAUAACAAUCAGGAUCGCUGUCCUCUGGGCAUGUUCUCCCUUCUGAGAAACAUCGCGGCGUAACAAACAAUUGUCUGAUCACGUGCGCACUUUGUGGAUGGAGAUGGGGAAUCAGAUCUGAGAGCACUCUUCAGAUAAUGUGGAAACGUCUGUGAUAUAGAUAGUAGAUAGACAUAUGAAAUUUCCCUCCUCGGACAAGGUGGCAUUCGAGCGCAAUUAUCAUAGCAGUUUCAAUUAAUUCCUUGG